Closterium sp. NIES-65 is the source of this 3753-nucleotide messenger RNA. NCBI's taxonomy places the organism in Eukaryota, Viridiplantae, Streptophyta, Zygnematophyceae, Desmidiales, Closteriaceae. The record is from the annotation of a GenBank genome assembly.
AUGGCGGUUCGUAUCGCUGAUCCGAGGGAGUCGCAGUUGUCCCUCGCGCUGCGACUCGCAAUCGUGCUGCUCCCGUGGACCGCGUAUUUCGGCGCCAAUUGCGGAGGCGUUCAGCUGGCGGCAGCGCAGACGGACUGCCCGUUGAUUGGUCAGGGCAUCGACCCGUACACGGCGGGGAUCGUGGCGGAAAAGCCCAAAGUGUUUCUCUCCGUCCAGCUCAAGAAACUCGUCACCGUCGACGCCGUCAAGUACAGCUACAUGGCGUAUUUUCAAGUUGUUGCCACGUGGAGAGACCCUCGAGUGAACGACACGCUGGCGAUAAACAACGCGGUGAACGCGUUCGGGCCGGCCAUCACGGGGCUGGCGACGGCCAAGUGCAAGCCGGACGUGACGUUUUCGGGGUUCAACAUCAGCCAGAAGGACGAGUGCCUCAAGACGCCCAAGCAGAACAACCUGCCGCAGAUGGACGGCUGCAAUAAGCCGUGCACGCCGUCCGGCACCACGUGUUGCGACUCCAUCUGGAUCCCCUCGCUCACCAUCGACAAUGUUCUUUUCUACCCGCAGGACCGCUUCCAAACCGAGAGCAUCUAUUUCUUCGGGCAGUACAGCAACGAGGCCAGCUCGGUCGACAGAGAAGUCGUCGUUGGAGGUGCUCCUCCCGUCCAUCCCCUCCUCUCCUUCCACUCCCCUCCUCUCCUUCCACUCCCCUCCUCUCCUUCCACUCCCCUCCUCUCCUUCCACUCCCCUCCUCUCCUUCCACUCCCCUCCUCUCCUUCCACUCCCCUCCUCUCCUUCCACUCCCCUCCUCUCCUUCCACUCCCCUCCUCUCCUUCCACUCCCCUCCUCUCCUUCCACUCCCCUCCUCUCCUUCACUCCCCUCCUCUCCUUCCACUCCCCUCCUCUCCUUCCACUCCCUCCUCUCCUUCCACUCCCCUCCUCUCCUUCCACUCCCUCCUCUCCUCCUCCCUCCUCUCCUUCCACUCCCCUCCUCUCCUUCACUCCCCUCCUCUCCUUCCACUCCCCUCCUCUCCUUCCACUCCCCUCCUCUCCUUCCACUCCCUCCUCUCCUUCCACUCCCUCCUCUCCUUCCACUCCCCUCCUCUCCUUCCACUCCCCUCCUCUCCUUCCACUCCCCUCCUCUCCUUCCACUCCCCUCUCCUUCCACUCCCCUCCUCUCCUUCCACUCCCCUCCUCUCCUUCCACUCCCCUCCUCUCCUUCCACUCCCCUCCUCUCCUUCCACUCCCCUCCUCUCCUUCCACUCCCCUCCUCUCCUUCCACUCCCCUCCUCUCCUUCCACUCCCCUCCUCUCCUUCCACUCCCCUCCUCUCCUUCCACUCCCCUCCUCUCCUUCCACUCCCUCCUCUCCUUCCACUCCCCUCCUCUCCUUCCACUCCCCUCCUCUCCUUCCACUCCCCUCCUCUCCUUCCACUCCCCUCCUCUCCUUCCACUCCCUCCUCUCCUUCCACUCCCCUCCUCUCCUUCCACUCCCCUCCUCUCCUUCCACUCCCCUCCUCUCCUUCCACUCCCCUCCUCUCCUUCCACUCCCCUCCUCUCCUUCCACUCCCCUCCUCUCCUUCCACUCCCCUCCUCUCCUUCCACUCCCCUCCUCUCCUUCCACUCCCCUCCUCUCCUUCCACUCCCCUCCUCUCCUUCCACUCCCCUCCUCUCCUUCCACUCCCCUCCUCUCCUUGCACUCCCCUCCUCUCCUUCCACUCCCCUCCUCUCUCUCCACUCUCUUCCUCCCUCUCCACUCCCCUCCUCUCCCUCCUCUCUCCUCCUCUCCCUCCUCUCCUUCCACUCCCUCCUCUCCUCCUUCCACUCCCCUCCUCUCCCCUCCUCCCCUCAUCUCUCCACUCCCCUCCUCCCUCUCCACUCCCCUCCUCUCCCUCCUCUCUUCUCCUCUCCCUCCACUCCUCUCCUCUCCCUCCACUCCCCUCCUCUCCCUCCACUCCCCUCCUCUCCCUCCUCUCCCUCCACUCCCCUCGUCUCCCUCCACUCCCCUCCUCUCCCUCCACUCCCCUCCUCUCCCUCCUCUCUCCUCCUCUCCCUCCACUCCCCUCGUCUCCCUCCUCUCCCCUCCUCUCCCUCCACUCCCCUCCCUUCCCUCCACUCCCCUCCUUUCCCGUCACUCCCCUUCAGUCCUCCCUCCAACCCGCUUCCCUCCUCCUUCCAACUUCCCUCGUCUUUCCUUCUCUCUCGCAUGUGUCCACUCGCCUGCCAUAUCCUGCUCUACCUCUUCUUCCAUGGCAUCACCACACCGCCUCCACCAACACUACUGCAUGCAAUCGUGCAACCAACCAAUGAGCGAGUUCUCUUCACCCCUCAGCUUCAAAAAGUUUCCUCUUGACUCUCAGACGCUGCGGCUGAGCAUUCAGGUGGAGAGCGGCGAGUUCUACCUUGUGGGGAGCAAUUCAGGGCGGCAGUCGGAGCAGGGGGGCGGGAACCUGGGGGGAGGGGGAGGCACGUACGUGAAUGAUGAGGUCACGGGCUGGAAGAUCAACGACGUGGGCCUCAACUGCACUCCCUCCCAAACCACCGUCUCCACCUCCGCCACCUACCAUCCCGAUGACCCCUGGUACACGUUCAAUCAAAACUCUCCGUCAGACAGUGGCAGCAGCAGCAGCAACGUGAACGAGUCCACAUCGUGUGUGUUCACCAUCCAGAUCUCGCGCACCAGUGGCGUCUUCAUCAUCUCGAUCAUGGUGCCUGUGACGCUGAGUGUGUAUCUCUGCUUCUCCGUGUUCUUCGCUCGCCCCGACGACCUUGAGACUCGAUCCGCCACCUUUGUCACGCUUUUCCUUGCCCUUGCAGCCGUGCAGUUCGUUAUUGACAGCCAGCUGCCGCGCUCAUCAGUGAUGACGCAGUUUGGCUAUCUGGUCAUCAUCUCAUACGUCUUCAUCUCGCUCACCGCCCUCGAAACCCUUAUUGUCUACGUCAUUGCCGAACGGCCUCCUCUGUGCCUUGCCUUGUUUGACGGUUGCUUACUUGUGAUCUUUCUCUUUUCGUCACUGCACUUGCUUGCUUGCUGUGUGCUGCUGUGUGCUUCGUGCUGCUGUGUGCUGCUGUGUGCGGCUCUGUGCCGCUCUGUGCUGCUCUGUGCCUCUCUGUGCCGCUCUGUGCCGCUCUGUGCCGCCCUGUGCCGCCCUGCGUUGCUCUGUGUCGCUCUGUGCCGCUCUGUGCCGCUCUAUGCCGCUGUGCCGCUCUGUGCCGCACUGUGCCGCUGUGUGCCGCUGUGUGCCGCUGUGUGCCGAUCUGUGCCGCGCUGUGCCGCUGUGUGGCGCCGUGUGCAGCUGGAGAAGGAUGUGGUUGAGACCGUGGGGGACAUGGCGGCGGCAGCCACACGCACCUCGUGGAACUCCCGUACUGAGCCAGAGGCCGAAAGCCCACCCAAGGUGGAGAGUGCGUGUGCGGUUGUCUCCAGCAAGGCUGAAGGCGCAGGGGAGGAGAGUCAGGAGCUGUGUCUGGUGCUGACAGAUGAGGAUGAUGAGGAGGUGGGGGACACCAAGAGUGCAGCCUGCAGUGGGGGAGGAGUGAAGCCCCUAGCGGCCUGCCUGAACCCCGAAAAGCCGCCACUUCAGAGAGCGGAGGGCCCUACCUGGAAAUUUAGCCUUUUCGGGUACCACCUCAAGCCUGCCGACGAGGAGCACGCUGGUGAAGGCAACUACACUCUCGCAUCUAGGAUUGACUUCGUGUGCUGUGUUCUCUUCUUCCUUGGCUACACUCUCACUGUCAUUCUGCUCUACACUCUCUAG